This is a messenger RNA of Exserohilum turcica Et28A, 1010 nucleotides long. RefSeq lists its product as uncharacterized. Gene Ontology annotation, molecular function: serine-type peptidase activity. The transcript is spliced from 3 exons. Gene Ontology annotation, biological process: proteolysis. The record is from RefSeq and is a predicted model, not a curated record. Bases 1 to 963 code for a protein of 320 amino acids. Lineage: Eukaryota; Fungi; Ascomycota; Dothideomycetes; Pleosporales; Pleosporaceae.
AUGAGUACCCUUUCAUCUUUACGUGUGGUUUACAAAGUUGUCGACGGGCAGGAAAUCGAUGCUGACGUCUACAUUCCUGACCCUAAACGCCACAUUUCCAAACCAGUCCCUGUUUUGAUCAAUAUCCAUGGCGGGGCUUUUAUGCUGGGCUCAUCCAAGAUGGUGAACCGUGACCAGAUAAAGGACUGUCUGGAUAGAGGCUGGCUUGUGAUAGCACCUAACCACCGCCUCUGUCCUCAGGUCAACAUGAUUGAAGGGCCAAUGAAAGAUUGUAGAGACCUGUUGGCAUGGAUUUAUGAUGGAGGUCUCCAGCAGUCCCUUUCCACCAACGGACAACAAUCACUCACUCUUGACUUGGAUCACGUGUUUUCCUUUGGCACUUCCUCUGGGGGAACAUUAGCGCUGAGUUUGGGCUUCGAUGUUCCCCGUCCGGUAGCUGGCAUAUACGACAUGUACGGACCUUGCAAGUUCGACGAUGUCUGUUGGACCACAGAGCUUACUUACCUGGCUGAAAAGCUACCCAGUGGACUCGAAGACUCGUUCAUGAAUCGUAUCUUCGACGAGCAGCCAGUGCCAAUUCAAGGCGGUGUCUCCCUCGAAGGUCAGGCACCUGGACCGCCUGAUUUCACUGAUCCUCGGCAAGCAUAUGCCAUGACACGUGUCGCGCGUGGCCAGGUCAUUGAGAAUAUACUGCAACCCCAAGAGUAUCAGCGAGCAGAUCCCCUCAAGAAUAUUUCAACUUUGUUCCCACCUACAUUCAUUGUGCAUGGCACAGCCGAUACAAUGGUACCGAUAUCCGUUAGCCGAGCGCUGUUUGCCGAGUUGCAAAAGAAUUAUGUCAUCUGCGGUAUGGCAGAGAUACCAGGUGAAGAGCAUACAUUUUCUGUGACAAUGCAGGUUGGGUCACGUACUUGGGACCUGCAGCGGCAGGGUUUCGACUUUUUGCAAUCUUUGAUCAGGUAGAAAGAUAGAAAAUAUGUGAAUUAUGAGGUUAUUUUAGGACAAUAUAU